GUUUUGUUUACCAAAAUCUUGCUUGCAUUCUUAUAUGCUAAACACGGUAAUUUAAUCGUGCGGAUUGUUUGAAUUAUUGUGAAUAUAGUUUUCAUAUUAACGGCAGUGGGCUACGGGUUUCGAGUGUAAAAGCAGCAUGAACGGCAAUCUGCUUCUCGUCGUUUGUCUUUCAACACUUCGAAAACUAGUAGCAGACAUCGGCACACCAUGUACGGUGACAUCAGACUGCAACACGACAACAGUGGCCGGCACAGUUUGUGACACAAUAAUGUCUCCCCCAGUGUGUAAGCUAGGUUCUGCAGCAAAUUGUACCAACAACCAAGAUGAUUGCGCUUCCAACUCCUCCUGCAUCGCAAAUGCUUGUCGUUGCACGGUUUUCACACACACAGAAGAAACGUCGACAAAAUUGUGCAAGAAAGAUAUCGGACAAACCUGCGCAGGCCUUACGGAUUGUGUGAUUUCACAAGCUGUAUGUGAUGCAACUGAAGCAGUUCCUGUCUGCAAACUAGCUGCUGAUCAGUCCUGCGUCAUAGAGGCUGACUGUGCUGCCAAUUCUGAAUGCAGAAAUUCAACAUGUUCCUGCAGGACGGGUUAUAUGAAGCAGGCUGACAAGUCAUGUCUUCCGGGUUUGGGAACCGCCUGUUCGUCUACGCUCGCUUGUGACAGAACUGCAAAUACCGGAGUCGUUUGUGACAACACAAAUGUAUGCAAACUACCGUUAGGCGCAACCUGUAUCGCAAGCACUGACUGUGUGUCCGGGGCUAGUUGCAGCACGAUUUGUUCCUGCAGUAAGGGGUAUAUAGCAGACGUUCCAUAUGUGUUGUGUCUAGAAGAACCAAUCGCCUGCGCCGCAUCCACCGAAAAUGGAAUUGUCUGGCCAGAGGCACUUGAUGGACAUAUAUCUCGUAACAGAUCAUGUCCAGAGGGAUACCAAGGCGAUAUUUAUCGUCGUUGUGAGAAUGGCAUUUAUCUGAACCCCGUUAACAAUUGUACAAGAAGGGCCAUACAGGAUUUGCACGCUCAGGUGUUUAAUGGCUCCCUCAAUUCCACAGAGGCUUUAUCAAAGCUUAAACAGGCAACAAAUACCUGGACAGCAGCUAACGAGAAUUUGCCAACAACGGGCGAUCUACAGACUCUUAACCAAAUCCUUGAUAAAGUCAUUGACGACAUCGAACUUAAUUCUACCACAGUCGAGAACGUCGCCGACAGUGUCUUUGAAGUUGCGAAUAAUUUACUGGAUGAAAGUUCGACAUCGUCAUGGAAAAGUUUAGUUAAUGACAAGGGGGUUGGUGCCGACUCAGUAAUAACCACAAUCGACCGGUUUAUUUCGAAAGUUGUCAACUCGUCUGCUACGGUUUUGAACAUGACGUUCGACAUGCCAAACUUGUUUGCAGAAAUUGGGCAAGUGGACAGUUGUGAACACAUUAUGUUUCCGUCCACGACCAUUAAAGCUGAAAAGGCCAAUAAAAGUAUGGAUGAUCUGAUCGUCGUUGGCUGUGGACCAGGUAAACAAGUAUUUAGUGGCGGCUUAUUUAAAAACAUGUCGGGAAUGCUGCCUUCCACUUCAAACGAUAUUGACUCAUUAGAUAGUUCAAUCAACGGGCCGGUAUUGUCCUUCAGUUUUCACAGACAAGCAAUCAGAACAGUGGACGUCAGAAUAACCUUCCAUAUUUUUGAUAGAAAGCUAACAGAUCCCUCCUGUUUAUACUGGGAAACAAAUCAAAGCAGGAAAGGCCGUUGGUCCACUGACGGAUGCAUUUUAGAACAAUUUGACAGAGAAAAGGGAACCGUGACCUGCCAUUGUAACCAUCUGACAAACUUUGCUGUUCUCAUGAGCCCCACCAGUAUCACUGAAACGAAUACUGUUCACCAACGCCGCCUUAGAGUUUUGUCAAUCGUGGGAUGCAGUAUAUCUAUAAUUGGCUUGGUUCUUACCAUUACGACCAUCGUGUUCUUCUGGAAGGCUUUACGUUCGAGGAGGUCAAUUUUGCUGCUAAACUUAUGUUCGGUUCUUCUUUUGGCGUAUGUCAUCUUUCUGGCAGGGGUAGAUAAAACUUCACAACACGCCGUGUGCACUUCGAUUGCUGUUCUGCUCCACUACAUAUUUUUGACUGCCUUUUUCUUGAUGCUCUCAGAAGGAUGUAUUAUUGCGCAAGUGGUGCUUAGACCCUUCGACAAAAGGAACUAUUUGCCAGCACUGCUUGGAAUUUCCUACGGAAUGCCCUUGGUCGUUGUGUCCAUUUCAGCUGCAGCAUCGAAGCUGAAUGGUUAUGGAAAUGAUAAAUUCUGCUGGCUCAGCAUUGAUUCGGGACUUUUCUGGGCUUUUGCUGGACCGGCGUUGACAGUCAUAUUUGUGAACACCAUCAUCUCGGUCGCUGUCAUCAAAACGAUGUUUGGGACUUCCGCUAUCUCAAAACGCACGGAUGCUGACAAAAUCAAGACCGGGAUACGUAGCGUGUGUGUCUUGUUGCCAGUCUUCGGGAUCACGUGGCUGUUCGGAGUGUUUGCUGUCAACAGGGAAACUUCCGUGUUCCAGUACCUCUUUGUCAUCUUCAACAGUCUACAGGGGCUACUUAUCUUCAUAGUUCAGUGCAUUCUGGAUAGGAAAGUGCAGGAGGCGUUUAAAGCCAGGCUUACCAGGUGGUUUGCCACAGAGGUGUCGGCCACUGCUACCGAAAUGAAAGCGCGAAGUAGCAAAAUCGACUGAGAUGUCCACCAACUGCAUAUCUGACGAUUGUCUAGACUACAUGUAUAUACCAAUAAUCGAAUACAAAGAGCUUAUAGUGGACAUUCCACUAGUGUCUAUUAGUCUGUCCCUCUGAGGUUAGGAACUUCACAAUUCCAUGAGCCUCAUAAUGAUUAGCCUUCAAUGGAAACUACAACUUCAUUCCCUGAAACAAUUAAAAUUAAACAUUUUUUUUUCGAUACACGUUAAGGAUGCAUUCAAUUAAAUGCUAUAUCAUUAGAGAGAUAUACGAAGUCAUAAAUAUACCUGAGUAAGUUAUCGUGGGUAUAUUUUUAAUUAUUAAGCACUGCAGAAGUUUUAUAAUAACGCAGUUGAUACUAAUAGAAUCCAACGACCAGUAAUAUUUUCAAAUGAUCAAUAACUCUUAUUAUUGCAUAAAAUGUAUGUUUUCGGUCCGAUAUCGUGGUGUGUUAAAACGCAAAAACCCGGGCGUUAUCGGUAGAAAACUUAUGACCGGCUUUUUGUUUUACAUAAGCGCUUUAAUUCAGGGCUCGCAUCAUAACAAUGGCAGCUGAGUGACCUGGUAUCUGACGAAAGUGGUUCAACGAUGCCAACUUUUGCACAAAAAACAAAUUUCAGCAUAUAUACAUGUAGCUGUAUACAAAUAUCAACAAAUUAAAAAAACGCAUCUAACUUACAUAUUUUCUUCUGUUGUCUUUUCCUGGCAAGCUGAUGUGUGUUUACUAGUACUUUCUGCAGUUGUUUUGACUAUUUGUUUGCUUUAAAAGCACUAAAUUAAGUCUAAACGUUCAACUUCUCCGAACUUUAGUUAUUUCUUUCGAUUUUAUUCAGAACAAACGACCUAUAUGGACAUGAUCUCAUUACGUCGUAUGCAACGAACAAAGAAAUUUCAAAAAGAAAAUCUCUGAUGCUGAAGAUGGUAUACAUUUUAUCAAGAACAUGUGUUCAGGCUUAAAUUAAUUGUCAAAACAAACAAUGGUUAAAGUAGGACUAUAUCGGUAAUUAAUCGAUUACCCAAUAGGUAUUGUGUGUAAAUACUCCCAGUAAUCCAGUCAAUUUCCAAAGAAAACAACACUUUCCAAACGAAUGAACACUGCAAAAAAUUGGCGUCGAAACAAAAAUGCCACUGCCGAGUUAUGUUGCGGCCCGAAUCGAGCUUAAUGACAUUUAACAGCCUUUUUAAACACAAACGUUUCUCAUGGUGUGUAUUUUAUGCAAUAAUAGCGAUAAUACACCUUUUUGAGGUCGUUACCAUCUGCAAAGGCCCGCAAAAUGGUUUACAGCCCGAGUGCGUACCCUAUAAUCAUUUUGUUAUAAAAAUCAUAUUUAUAUAUGCCUAAGUAUAUUCUAGUAUUUAUUUUAUGUAUAAAGCUUAUCGUACUUGUAGUUUGGAAUCUAGUCGACUACUAAGUAGUGCACGGUUUGUGUCAGAAUAUAUAGUGAAUAUUUGUUGAUUCCAGAAAACGUAUUUUAUUUCCUGAGUCUUCUUAGAAGGAAGUUUAAACUGGCACAGCCACGAGUGAAAAUAUCAUUUAUUUUUCAAUUAUGACUGAAAUACAAUACCAUUUCACACUACAAUCAAUAGUGUUUCGCUUUCUUUUAUUCGUCUGUUUGGAUAUUUAUUAGUAAAUUCACUUACCCGCGUGGAGCCUCCAACGCUUGUCAUUACGCAUAUUAAUAAGCAUAAACUAAAUACAUGUUAGCCAGUAGUUUCAUCGUAUGUCAAUAGGAUGUUUAAAAAAACUUUUAACCCCUUUCUUUUAUUUAUUUUGUGUCAUGCAUUUAUUUAAAUAAAAUCCAUUAAUGGGAUUAAAGACGUUUUUAUUAUUUGUGUAAUAUCGUAAUGAAAUAAACAAUAAUUUUGAUUGAAAUAAUGUUCUUGUAUGAAAAUGUACAUUCGCAUUUAUGUUAUUAAAUAUGUUUGAGUUAUUGCUUAUCUCAUAUAUGCAUUACAGUUGUGUUUUUGUUAAUAUCAUGCAUGCUAAACUAUUAUU
This is a messenger RNA of Mya arenaria, 4701 nucleotides long. Its product is annotated as adhesion G protein-coupled receptor L3-like. The transcript is spliced from 28 exons. Gene Ontology annotation, cellular component: membrane. The record is from RefSeq and is a predicted model, not a curated record. Gene Ontology annotation, molecular function: G protein-coupled receptor activity. Bases 137 to 2707 code for a protein of 856 amino acids. Gene Ontology annotation, biological process: adenylate cyclase-activating G protein-coupled receptor signaling pathway; cell surface receptor signaling pathway; negative regulation of angiogenesis. NCBI's taxonomy places the organism in Eukaryota, Metazoa, Mollusca, Bivalvia, Myida, Myidae.